AAUAAAUAUAAACAGGGGGAAAAUGUCUGAAAAACCAAGGAACGGAGUACGGAGACCGGAAGAGACGGAACAUCAAACUGGGGUCUCGACCGACGACUUCUGAUAACCACCGUCCAAAGUCAAAACAGUUGGAAUCCUGCUUCUACGGGCGUGACUCCUCUUUGACUUCUACCAGGAAGUCUUAACAGAAUAUUCUGGCCAAUUCUCCGUUACAAUUGUUGUUCAUCAAUCGGCAAUGGACGGAAGAAGUUACGAUCAGUAUGGUGGCGGCGGAGGUCGCGGUCGCGGCGGCUGUAGGAAUAGUGGUGGCCGGGGAUAUGGCGGCGGCGGUGGUAGUAGAGGAGGAGCCGGGGGUUUUUGGUCCUCUUCCGGUGGUUCCAACAGCAGCUCUUGGAGGUCGUCGGGCCCGUCUCCUACUCCUCCUUCAACAAACAGCCAGGCCAAUUCUUCCUCCGGCGGCUCCGACAACAGGCCUUGGAGGUCGUCGGCUCCGUCCCCGAUUCCUUCAACAAAUAAUCAGCCUCGUUCUUCUCCCGGUGGUUUUGACAGCAGGUCUUGGAGAUCGUCGGGGCCAUCUCCAACUCCUUCCACUACUCAGUCUCCUUCUUCUCGAAAUUAUCUGUUAUAAAAAUUGAGCAUGCUAUAUAAGUUAGUCAAUUUGUACAGAUUCAGUUGAACACAAGGCUAUACUUCAAUCAAUGAAGAUUUCAGAAGAGAAGCAGCUACCGCUUCCUUCAAACACAAGAGAUGAUAAAAUCUUACCUAUGAGAAGGCCUGAUAGGGGAUCUCUUUCUGCUAGAUCAGUCAGUCUUCUUGCCAAUCAUUUUUCAGUUUCAUUCAACUCCAGGAGCGUUAUCAUGCAUUAUUCUGUUGAGAUUAAGCCAGCCACGAUUGCUGGUAAACGGCCUUUCAAAAAAUCAAUUCCCAAAACGGUUAUGCGCUCAAUUAAAGACAAGUUAUUCACUGAGGAUGAUAACUUCCCAGUGGAUAUGGUUGCUUAUGAUGGAGAAAGGAACAUAUUCAGUGCUGUUGAAUUGCCUGUCGGGGAGUUUACUGUCACUACUUCUUUCUCUUACAAAUUUACAAUUAGAGAAGUAAGUCGAUUGGAGUGUUCCAAGUUGGAAGAGUAUUUGUGUGGAAAAAUCUCUUACAUUCCCCGUGAUGUACUGCAAGGUAUGGAUGUGGUAAUGAAGGAGAACCCUUCUAAACAUCGAAUAUCAGUGGGCAGGAGCUUUUACUCCAAGAAUUAUGAGGUUAGAGAUGAUCUCAGUUGUGGAGUCGCAGCAUAUAGAGGAUUUUACCAAAGCCUGAAGCCUACUUCGCAGGGUCUUGCCUUGUGUUUGGACUACUCAGUUCUGGCUUUUCGGAAGCCUGUGCCAGUUCUGGAUUUUUUGAAGGAGCAUAUACAGGGUUUUACAAAGGCAGAUGAUGUAAUAAGGAUGAGACGAGAAGUCAUUAAUGCUUUGAGAGGAUUGAAAGUAAAUGUAACCCAUCGAGUUUCAAAGCAAAAAUUUAUUAUAUCUGGGCUAACUAGGGAACCCACUAGGAGUCUUUCAUUCGAUCUUAUUGGUCGAAAUUCUCAGGAUUCAGGUAGGAAAAUUGGGAUCGUGGAAUACUUUUGGGAAAAAUAUGAGAGAAGAAUUGAACAUCUUAACAUUCCUUGCUUAGAUAUUGGAAAACCAAACCAGAUAAACUAUGUUCCAAUGGAAUUUUGUGUUCUUGUUGAGGGACAGAGGAAUCGCCGUUUGGAUCGAGACCGGGCACAGUUCUUGAAAAGAAUAUCAUUGGCUGCUCCAGCAGAAAGGAAGAAUUCAAUAUGUGAAAUGGUGCAAGGGCAGGAUGGACCUAGUGGAGUUGUUGCCGAAAAUUUUGACAUGAAGGUUGAGAAAAAUAUGACACCUAUUCAAGGUCGAGUCCUUGGUGCACCGGAAUUGAAGUUACGAGAAAUGAAUGGCAGUAUAUGUCCUGUGACAGUUGAUCAGGAAAGAUGUCAGUGGCACAUUGAUGGGAAAUCUUUGGUCGGAGCACAAAGCAUUGAGCGCUGGGCCUUGAUAGAUUUCACAUCUACCAGUCAUUUUAAAAUGCACAUUCAAGAGUUUGUCUAUAACUUGAGGAAUCACUCCUCGAGACUUGGGAUGCACAUGGAAGAGCCCGUGGUCUGUUGCUCAACUGGAAUGCAUGAAUUUUCUACUGUGUCCAGGAUUGAAAAACUUUUGAGGAAGGUUGUUGCAGAUGCUCGGCAAGGUGGCUGCCAGCAGGGAAAAGAAUUACAACUGAUUGUUUGUAUCAUGACUAAAAGAGAUCCUGGGUACAAAUAUCUCAAAUGGGUCUCAGAGACGCAAAUUGGCGUAGUUACUCAAUGUUCCUUGUCCACUCAUGCAAGCAAGGCACAAGACCAGUAUUUGACGAACCUUUGUCUUAAAAUAAAUGCAAAGGUGGGAGGAAGUAAUAUAGAGCUCAAUGAGCAGCUUCCUAAUUUUGUCAAUGAAGAUAAUGUAAUGUUUAUCGGGGCGGAUGUAAAUCAUCCUGCUGCCCAAAAUUCCACAUGUCCUUCUAUAGCUGCUGUAGUGGGCACAAUCAACUGGCCUGCCACAAAUCGAUAUGCUGCGAGAAUUCAGCCACAAGAACACCGCAAGGAGAAGAUUGUGAAUUUUGGUAGUAUUUGUCGAGAUCUAGUGAACACUUUUGCGCAGCGCAACAACUGUAAGCCUAAGAAAAUUAUAGUGUUUCGGGAUGGUGUUAGUGAAGGCCAAUUUGGCAUGGUACUCAAUGAAGAACUCCGUGAUUUGCAACGAGCUGUCUGCACUGAGGAUUACUGGCCAACUAUUACUGUUGUUGUUGCUCAAAAGAGGCACCACACCCGGUUGUUUAACUCGAAGGAUGGGGGUGUCAUUGUAAAUGUUCCCCCGGGAACUGUUGUGGACACAACAAUUAUUCAUCCCUUUGAGUUUGAUUUCUAUCUUUGCAGCCAUUAUGGUAGUCUUGGUACAAGCAUUCCCACACACUACUAUGUCCUUUGGGAUGAAAAUGGGUUCACGUCUGACAAGUUACAGAAGCUCAUUUACAAUUUGUGUUUCACCUUUGCUCGAUGCACUAAACCCGUAUCUCUUGUUCCCCCUGUUUAUUAUGCUGACCUGGUCGCCUACAGGGGGCGAUUGUUCCAAGAGGUUGCUAUGGAGCAGUCUUCUGAGUCAAGGUCAGCCGCAUCAGCAUCAUCGCUAUCUGCAGCUUCAUUUCAACAGAACUUCUACACUUUGCAUCAAGACCUGCAAAAUGUGAUGUAUUUUGUUUAGGUUAUCACAUCUAGGCUAACUUGCGCCAACUUGGGAUUUCUCCGUCUUGCUUUUAUUGUUCACCCCCUUUGAUAUAUAGCUAACUUCCUAGAUAGCAUUGUGCAGAAGUUUUCGCGGUUUACUCUUCUUUUGUCACUUAGAAUAGACAGUGGUAUAGUUACUUUAGGUCCUUAGAGUGGAAAUUUAUUUAUUUUAUUCUGGAUGCUCUUGGUGGUUUAACUAUGAACUACUACUAUCUUAAUGAAGGAUUAACAGAGUCCAUUUUAGUGGCAUUGGAUUUCUCUGAUGUUUGCAAUAUUGUGUUCUAUUUGGACAUCUCGAAAAUACACACAAAUAAAACACCAGUGAUAAUUCCUCUUGCCCUUACCAAAGCCCAACAGCAAUUUUUAUAGUAAUCACCACAACAGUCCUCUU
Oldenlandia corymbosa var. corymbosa is the source of this 3707-nucleotide messenger RNA. NCBI's taxonomy places the organism in Eukaryota, Viridiplantae, Streptophyta, Magnoliopsida, Gentianales, Rubiaceae. The record is from the annotation of a GenBank genome assembly.